Molecule: messenger RNA, 3859 nt
Organism: Cinara cedri
Lineage: Eukaryota; Metazoa; Arthropoda; Insecta; Hemiptera; Aphididae
Source: the annotation of a GenBank genome assembly
CCGAGCCAUAUAUGGCGGGCCGGCCGCGUAGGGCUGUCGCGGCGGUGCCCCGAAAAUAGUGUUUUGUGCGCCCCCCGUCGCCAUAGCCAUGUAUGGGCGGCGGCUGCCGGGUAUUUUUGGACCGGACCCGUUUAUAAAACCGCCGGGACCGACCGAGUGUUCGUUCAUUAGCACGUCCACCGAGGAUCACAACACUAGCAGCCGCUCACCACAGCCGCAUCGUCUUCCUUCGUAAACCAGUGAGUACACAAGCCGACGCGUCUGCAUCGUCCACAUCAUACUGUUAUACGCGUAACACGCAUGCCUAUAGUACAUGGCGCACGCCGUGUGCACAUAUUAUCGUUCGGUUUUUGUUUUUAUUUUUCCUCGUCGUUAUUAGACAUUUCGACUUGUAACAUUUCACCGCUUGCCGAACAAACGCGAAAUUUAAACAUUUUCACAACUAUUUUAGAAGAAAAAAAAAUAAAAAAAAAAAAAAACAAACACCGAAAAAUCGUUCGAGUGUUUAAAUAAAUAUUAUACAUUUGAAAAACGAUAUUUUUUUCUCUAUUUCCUUUACGUAUGUAUGUUUGUUUUUUUUUUAUUUCAUUAAUAUUCUAUAAAUUACAAGUGUAUUCAUAAACUAUUUGUAAAAUUAUUUUCCCGAUCCCCUCGUGAUUUUUUUCGACGUUUAAUUUGCAAACCGUUUCGUUUCGUUUUUCCUUUUGCUCUACGCUUAAAAUCGUUUCGUGUUACAAAAAGCGGCCGCCGCCGUUACUUGUAGCAAAAUAAAAUCCGAUACACAAAAUAGAUUUUCUGUCACUGUAUUACUACUAUACGAUUUCCGCGAACCGGCAAAAGUUUCAUUUCGUUUAACGCAAGCACGCCGUUAAAGUCCAAUACGUCACCCGAACGCGCCACGGCGAGAGUCGGUGGCGUUCGUGGUGUUCGUUUUUUUUUGCAUUUUUCGUAACAUUCUUAUUUUCCUUUUUUUUUUCUACAGAUUCAAAAACCUAAACCAGCAAAAUGUGUGACGAUGAUGUAGCAGCUUUGGUAGUCGACAAUGGCUCCGGUAUGUGCAAGGCCGGUUUCGCCGGAGACGACGCUCCCCGUGCCGUCUUCCCGUCCAUCGUCGGCAGACCCCGUCAUCAGGUGAGUUAUACGUGCGCGCGCGCCUCGGAUUUCCGAAACGAAAAUUCCCGAACGAACUCCCGACUUUUCCGCGAUAUUUUCGAAACGUGUAAUAUACGCGGCGAAAAAAAUUUGAAAAAGAAAAAAAAAAAAAACGUUCGAUAUCGUAACGGGAGGAUAACCCUCCCCCCCACAUCCCCUUGCCGCCACGGGAUCCGUGACCAUAAAUGGUAUGGCGUCCCGAAAAUAGGACACCGGAGUCCCGCCCACCCGAUCUCGCCGCCGCCGCCGGGGUAAAAAUAAACUCGCCUGCAGCUGCCGCCGCCGCUGUGCGGGAGCCAACGGAUUGGGUUUGAGCAUCGCGUUUUUUUUUUUUCUUUCGUCAUUAUUAUUGUUGUUAUUAUUGUUGUAAGCUUCUGCCGCCGCCUAGCCCCGGCUAGCCCAAUAAAAAUAGACCGAAAACACGCGCCGCUCGCCGCGGCCGCUCCGGUGCAUCUGGAAACGCUUCGGGGGAGUCUGGAACCGCGGGAUAAAAAUAAACGUCGCGCGUCGUCGGCCGGACCGACGGCCCCGCAGCGUCGCGCCACGAAAUUACACCGCGCCGCGACAUCAUUACAAUGUUAUUAUAAUCGUUUUAAUCGCGUCGUGUAAAUUUAGAACCGCCGCGGUUUUCUCCCGGAACACCCGAAUGUCCGGUCGGAUGCACUUCAGCGGCACACUCCCCGCCCCCUCCACCUGCCCCGCCGCCGUACGGGGUAAUAUUUCGUCGUUUCUCGCGGUGCCGUGCGUCGCAUGCCCGCGGGGCCGCCGAACCACCGAAACGGUUAAUCGCCAUUAUUGUUAUUAUUAUUAUCGUCGUUGUUGUUGUUGCGGCAACGCCGCCGCCGCCGCCGCAGCCGGUGUAGCGUACACGGACCGGACGAUACGUUUCAAUAGUUACAAUUACGAUUAUUCGCGAGACGCCGCGCCGAUUUCCGAUCAACGCGUUUCCGCGAUCAUCCGCCGGCCAACGCUUUACGUGCACGGGAAUCGACGUCGUUCUCGCGGUACAUCCCACGACAAUCCGUUUACACGGAGACACCUAUUACCGAUGCGCCCGGCUAAAAUUCAAUUACGCCGAAAUUCCAUAACAUCAUAUCCGGCAAAGAUUAAGCGUAGCGGGACUGCAUUACGCGCGUAGUGUGCUUUAUCGGCGAUAAUGUCUUUAGCGCGGCCCGCACGUAUUUUCAGCUAUUCCGAACCAAUGACGCGCGCCUACGCGGCGUACGACAUUUGAAUACGCACCGCUCGCCGUUAUUAUACACUAUUGAGUUAUUGUCCGCGUUCGUCGUGGCACUUCGACGUUUGUCUGAUCGAUGGAUUUAUCGUUUUGUUCAUCAGGGAGUCAUGGUCGGUAUGGGACAAAAAGACAGCUACGUAGGAGACGAAGCCCAAAGCAAACGUGGUAUCCUCACUUUGAAAUACCCCAUUGAACACGGUAUCAUCACCAACUGGGAUGAUAUGGAGAAAAUCUGGCAUCACACUUUCUACAACGAAUUGCGUGUCGCCCCAGAAGAGCACCCGAUCCUGUUGACCGAAGCCCCAUUGAACCCAAAGGCCAACCGUGAAAAGAUGACCCAAAUCAUGUUUGAAACUUUCAACACACCCGCCAUGUAUGUCGCCAUCCAAGCCGUACUCUCCUUGUACGCUUCCGGUCGUACCACCGGUAUCGUCUUGGACUCUGGUGACGGUGUCUCCCACACCGUACCCAUCUACGAAGGUUACGCUUUGCCCCACGCCAUCCUCCGUUUGGACUUGGCUGGUCGUGACUUGACCGACUACUUGAUGAAGAUCUUGACCGAGAGAGGUUACAGCUUCACCACCACCGGUACGUAUCCCGUUUUCCCGACCCACGGCUGACAUUAAAUAAUCCCCCAUAUACUUACCUCUAACGAAUUAUUAUCGUAUGAUUACAGCUGAACGUGAAAUCGUUCGUGACAUCAAGGAGAAAUUGUGCUAUGUCGCUUUGGACUUCGAACAGGAAAUGGCCACCGCCGCUGCUUCCACCUCAUUGGAGAAAUCCUACGAAUUACCUGACGGACAGGUCAUCACCAUCGGAAACGAACGUUUCCGUUGCCCAGAAGCCUUGUUCCAACCUUCAUUCUUGGGAAUGGAAUCUUGCGGUAUCCACGAAACUGUAUACAACUCCAUCAUGAAGUGCGAUGUUGACAUCAGAAAGGACUUGUACGCCAACACUGUACUUUCCGGAGGUACCACCAUGUACCCAGGUAUCGCCGACAGGAUGCAAAAGGAAAUCACCGCUUUGGCUCCAAGCACAAUCAAGAUCAAGAUCAUCGCCCCACCAGAACGUAAAUACUCCGUAUGGAUCGGUGGUUCCAUCUUGGCUUCUCUUUCCACCUUCCAACAGAUGUGGAUCUCCAAACAAGAAUACGACGAAUCCGGCCCAGGAAUUGUCCACCGUAAAUGUUUCUAAGUCAUCACCUCCCAAACACAUACAAAAUCAAAAUUACAAUCACGCUUUAUGUUCAUUUAUACUGAAGAAAACCAAUGUGUUUUUUCUUUUUGUACAUAUCGAAACGAUUUUUGCGUCGUUUUACACGGGGAUAAAAUAACAGUUCGAAUGUUGAAAAACAAAAAAAAAACAAAAAAAUGUAUUUAUUAGCGCGUUAAUCGUUUCGAAAUAAACGUUUCUAUACUACUUAUGUUGUUGAACUUAUUUUAUCGCAUUGGUAUUUACAACCUAUUAUCU